AUGUUGUCUGAACCUGUUAUACCUCCCGAUCAUAAAAGGCAGGCGCCAUCGAUGUUGUCUGAACCUGUUAUACCUCCCGAUCAUACAAGGCAUGCGCCAUCGAUAUUGUCUGAACCUGUUAUACCUCCGGAUCAUAAAAGGUAUACGUCAUCGAUAUUGUCUGAGCAUGUUAUACCUCCGGUUAUACCUCCUGAUCAUAAAUGGCAUGCACCAUCGAUAUUGUCUGAACCUGUUAUACCUCCUGAUCAUACAAGGCAUGCACCAUCGAUAUUGUCUAAACCUGUUAUACCUCCUGAUCAUAAAAGGUUUGCGCCAUCGAUAUUGUCUGAACCUGUUAUACCUCCCGAUCAUAAAAGGUUUGCGCCAUCGAUAUUGUCUGAACCUGUUAUACCUCCCGAUCAUAAAAGGUUUGCACCAUCGAUAUUGUCUGAACCUGUUAUACCUCCCGAUCAUAAAAGAUUUGCGCCAUCGAUAUUGUUUGAGCCUGUUAUACCACCCGAUCAUAAAAGGCCAAUUUUGUAA
Messenger RNA from Brassica oleracea var. oleracea, 522 nucleotides. RefSeq names its product proline-rich extensin-like protein EPR1. The coding region runs from base 1 to 522 and encodes 173 amino acids. The record is from RefSeq and is a predicted model, not a curated record. The transcript has a single exon. NCBI's taxonomy places the organism in Eukaryota, Viridiplantae, Streptophyta, Magnoliopsida, Brassicales, Brassicaceae.